Penicillium chermesinum is the source of this 1179-nucleotide messenger RNA. Its product is annotated as serine/threonine-protein kinase. The transcript has 2 exons. Gene Ontology annotation, molecular function: protein serine/threonine kinase activity; ATP binding. The record is from RefSeq and is a predicted model, not a curated record. Gene Ontology annotation, cellular component: cytoplasm. Bases 1 to 1179 code for a protein of 392 amino acids. Gene Ontology annotation, biological process: protein phosphorylation; intracellular signal transduction. Lineage: Eukaryota; Fungi; Ascomycota; Eurotiomycetes; Eurotiales; Aspergillaceae.
AUGCUCCCACCCCCGAGGACCGAUUCAGGAUACAUUCUGGCCAACCGGCUAGAACUGACUGGUAUCCUAGGCGUCGGUGCCUACGGAGUAGUCUAUACCGCCGUGGAUAUCCAUACCAACAUGACCUAUGCCGUCAAGGCUCUCAACAAGACCGGACUGGACCCGCGGCAAUUAAGGUAUCAACAGCGGGAGAUUCGUCUGCACCAUAUGGCCAGCCAGCACCCCAAUGUUGUCUCCUUGGUUCGCAUUAUGGAUUCCGUGGACUGCACCUACGUUGUCAUGGAGUUCUGCCCCGAAGGAGAUCUUUUUUCUAGCAUCACCGAUAAGGGAAACUACGUCGGCAAUGACCCCUUGGUUAAGCGUGUCUUCUUGCAGCUGUUGGAUGCCGUGCAGUAUUGCCACUCCAUGGGCAUCUACCACCGGGACCUGAAGCCCGAGAACGUCCUGGUGACGGAUCAGGGGAUGACGGUUAAACUGGCCGACUUUGGCCUGGCCACCACGGACUUCUACACCUCGGAUUUCGGAUGCGGCUCCACAUUCUACAUGUCGCCAGAAUGCCAACAGACCAACCCGCGACCCAUGUCCUACUACGCCUCACCCGUCAAUGAUGUUUGGGGCCUCGGCGUCAUGCUCGUUAACUUGACCUGCGGGCGCAACCCAUGGAAGCGCGCAUCCCUUGAGGAUUCCACUUUCCGGGCAUACCUCAAAGAUCCGUUCUUCCUCAAGACUAUUUUGCCCCUGUCCACGGAGAUGGUUUGUAUUCUUAGCCGCGUGUUCGAGCGUGAUCCUGCCAAGCGGAUCACCAUCCCCGAGCUUCGCCAGCUGAUCGUGGAGUGUCCCCGCUUCACUGAGGCUCCCAUGCCUUCCCCCUGGGUGCCGGACCAGAUUCCGCAGGCCGACUACCUUGUCCAGCCCCAAAUCCCCACCUUUGUCCCCUUGGAGCCCUUGCAUGCCCAGCCUUCUGGGUCAUCGUCGGAUUCUUCCCAGUACUCGGACUUCUCCGAUGCUGCUCUCUCCGAUACGUCCGCCCUGACUGAGGAUUAUACCGACUACAGCUGUAUCUCGCCUGCUGUUUCUGAACAGAUGCCGGAUUGCAAGGUCGUGUUCCCCAACGCGAUCUGCGUGGACCAUCAUAUCCCCGAUCAAUUUGUCACUUGCCCGCCGAUUCCGGUCUGCUAG